AUGUCGCUGAGGUCUUUGAGAUCGGCCGAAUCGCCGGGACAUCUUGCCGGUACCCCGGUAAUGAUGGUCGACUACGAGACUCCGAAAAAGUUUCAUAUCCACUGCAGGGUCUCUCGAAAUUGUAAUUCUUCCCUGAAAUUUAUAAAUCUUCAGGGAAUCGUCUAUAUGAUAUCCAGUGUUGUCGGGACUUUGAUGGCUUUGAAUCUCUUCAUGCUAACUUCUGAGUUUGCAACAAGUUCUCAAAUUUGAGUCAAUUUUUUUAACUUUCAGUUAUCCGUACUUCGAGGGAGAGACAAAUACGGCUAUCAGUAAAGGGCCUAUCCUAAAUGUUUUCUUCGUUGUGAGUAGUAGAAAGUAACUACAAUGGCGUAAAACUUUGUGUGGUCGGGCGCAAAUUUGUAAAAAGUUACUUGAAGCGGCACGGAGCUCACCGAAGUUCCGCAUGACUAGAUGAGCUUUCUCAAAAAUUUUAUUUUUGCCAGCGCUAUCAUCUUGCUAAUCUUAUCACCAAAGUCGGUUCUUGCGAGUUUUCCCGCGAUUUCAUCCUUUUGAAUUUUCUCUUCAUUAAACUUCAGUUUUGACUUUUCCAGGUCCUCACUCUAUCAAUGUGUUCCUUCGUCUCUCUUUUCGCACACGAUUCCCCCGAUUUUCUUCUUGGCACCUUAAUUCUGACGGCGAGUUUCCGCAAAGCUUCAAUGACUUAUUUUCAAUUUCAGAUUUUCGAAGAGCUCAGAAUUAUCUGCGUAUCAGUUUUCAGAGCCAUCUUUCUUGCACGUAGAACAUUUUUUUCUUUCUUCCGCAAAAAAAUUUUCAGCGUACAUGGCGAAGGUUCUUGUAUCGCCAGUUACUCGGGAAAGUUAUUCGAAAAAUUUUCAAGAAACAAUCGUUUCAACUAACAUAACGGAAACCAUUCUGGUUUUGAGUAUGUCAUUGAAAUGAUUUUAAAGAUAUAAAAGAGUUUUUCUUACAGUUAUGGCGUUGCUAAGCGUUUGCUUGUUUCGGAUGUACCUACAAGCCUCGAGAGGAUCUCCAGGCAGUUCGACUUUUUCUAACUUUUUGAAUUGA
This is a messenger RNA of Caenorhabditis auriculariae, 1065 nucleotides long. NCBI's taxonomy places the organism in Eukaryota, Metazoa, Nematoda, Chromadorea, Rhabditida, Rhabditidae. The record is from the annotation of a GenBank genome assembly.